Molecule: messenger RNA, 1372 nt
Organism: Zophobas morio
Lineage: Eukaryota; Metazoa; Arthropoda; Insecta; Coleoptera; Tenebrionidae
Product: multiple inositol polyphosphate phosphatase 1-like
Exons: 1
Coding region: 28-1329 (433 amino acids)
Molecular function (GO): acid phosphatase activity; inositol phosphate phosphatase activity
Source: RefSeq, a predicted model, not a curated record
GCUCAAAAUGUGUCAAAAUUUGCAGUAAUGGUUUUCAAUAAUCUAAAUUAUAUGGUGUCUUUACUCCUCUUCUUGUUAUGGGUACGUAUCACUUGUCCGGCCUGGAGAAAACCCCACGAACUACACUUGGGAUCAAAAUCAGCGUACAGAAAUGUAGCAAACCAUAAUUCCAGUGAAAUUAAAUAUGACAGCUGUCGAGCUGUUAAACUAUGGGCUUUAAUCAGACAUGGCACCAGACAUCCAGGCUUCCCGUUGAUACAGAAAAUUAGAACACGACUUGUGGCGAUUAGAGACUUGGUUUUGGAGCUCGUACGAAAUGAAACAAUAGAAAUAAAAAAUGUAGAGUCGUUAGAAUCUUGGACACCUGAAUUCAGUGAAGGGGAAGGAAAGAAACUCACUAGUGAAGGUGAAGAUGAGAUGUUUUUUUUGGGGCAGCGACUGCGGACACGUUUUCCAAAACUUCUGAGGCCGGUUUACAGCAGUUCUAUGUAUCAUUUCAAACAUACCCGUUCCGAAAGAACCGAGAAAAGUGCUGAAGCUUUUGUUAAUGGUAUUUUUGGUAGGGGUGCAGACAAAUACGUUGAAUUUCCAGACACACCGGAGUUUGAUCCCAUUUUAAGGUUUUACAAACUGUGUGACAGGUGGAUGAAAAAUGUUAAGAAGCAUCCAGAUGCUCAAAUCGAAUACGCUAAAUUCCGAAGUGGCAAUGAAACAGCUGAAACUGUUAAAGCAGUUAAUGAACGGUUAGGUCUUGGUAGUUACCUUUCGGUGAAUGACGUGCAUCUCAUGUAUAUGACUUGCGCUUUCGAAACUGCCAAUAAUAAGAAAACAAUAUCACCCUGGUGUUCAGUGUUCACUGUCAAUGAUUUGAUGGUAAUGGAGUACGCUGAAGAUUUGAAACACUACUGGAUAGAUGGAUAUGGAUAUGAACUGAGUUAUAAACAAGCUUGUAAGGCACGGGAUGACUUGAUUGAGUUUUUCACCAGUAAAGAGACUUUUCCUCAAGCAAAAAUUUAUUUCACUCACUCAGGAACUCUACUUAAAAUGUUAGCUCACUUGGGACUAUACAAUCAAAGUCGGCACUUAUUAGCAGAUGACUUUUCUCGAAAUGUUGAUAGGACUUGGAGAGUGAGCCGUAUCGACCCAUUUGGAACCAAUUUAAUAUUUGUUUUAUUUAAAUGCCACGAUGAGCAAAAAAUUUUAACCUUACACCAGGAAAAAGCAGUACGCUUACCGUGCUGUAUGAGCAGUGAUUUGUGCUCUCUCAAACAGUUCUUGGAUUACUACAGUUUCAAGUGUUUAUUCAAAAAAAUAUGUCGAAUCCCAUAAUGUUUUAUUGUGUUAACCUCAUUUUUCUUAAAGUAAAAUAUAC